GGCGAUAGAGAGAUGGGCGUGGGGGCUCUCCAAAUGCCUUUGGCCGCCGCUGGUGUCGAACCAUCAAUCUCCUCAAGGGGUGAACCCCGAUGGCCUUCGAGGCAUCCAUGAUUCAGAGGCGCCUGGCCCGCCCUCGCGCAGCGUCCUGGACCUGUUCAGCCUCGAGGGCAGCGUCGCGUUCGUGACCGGGGGAUCCCGCGGCAUCGGCAGGUCCACCUGCCUGGCGCUCGCGAGCGCUGGAGCCGAUGUGAUGGUGACAGAUCAACCGAAUGAAGCCAAAUGGUGCAAGUCGGUGGUGGAAGACAUUGAAUGUCUUGGGCGGAGGGCUGCCACAGAUGUCUGUGACGUGCGAGAUCUCAUCUCCGUGAAAAGGGCGGUUCAGACUUGCAAAGAGUAA
Molecule: messenger RNA, 397 nt
Organism: Ostreobium quekettii
Lineage: Eukaryota; Viridiplantae; Chlorophyta; Ulvophyceae; Bryopsidales; Ostreobiaceae
Source: the annotation of a GenBank genome assembly